Pediculus humanus corporis (human body louse) is the source of this 969-nucleotide messenger RNA. Its product is annotated as class A rhodopsin-like G-protein coupled receptor GPRnna2, putative. The record is from RefSeq and is a predicted model, not a curated record. Gene Ontology annotation, biological process: G protein-coupled receptor signaling pathway. The transcript is spliced from 5 exons. Gene Ontology annotation, molecular function: peptide binding; G protein-coupled receptor activity. Bases 1 to 969 code for a protein of 322 amino acids. Gene Ontology annotation, cellular component: membrane. Lineage: Eukaryota; Metazoa; Arthropoda; Insecta; Psocodea; Pediculidae.
AUGAUUAUCCUCACCGACGAAGAGGACGAAGAUUUCAAUCUGGAGGCUCUUACAGAAGCAACCGUUAUUUCCUGCUUAGGAGUCGCCAUCAUUGUGUCAAAUGUCGUCAUAAUUGCUACGUUUCUAAACGCCCGAGGCCCUCAAGAAGUGAUUAACAUUUAUAUUCUUUCGAUUGCUACUGCUGAUCUAAUAUGCGGUUUAUUUGUCGUGCCCUUAUCCGUUUAUCCCGCCAUGGUUCAACGGUGGAUAUAUGGUGACAUUAUUUGCAUGUUGGCCGGAUACGUCGAAGUUACACUUUGGGUUGUAACAGUUUUUUCAUUUAUGUGGAUGAGCGUGGAUAGAUAUUUGGCUGUUAGAAAACCGUUGAGGUACGACACGGUACAAACGAAAACUCGAUGUCAGUGUUGGAUGGUUUUCACGUGGAUCUCAUCGUUGAUGUUAUGCUGUCCACCCCUGUUGGGAUUUUACAAACCUUUGUACAAUAAAGAAGCUCACAUAUGCAUGUUAGAUUGGGGAAACAUGGCGGCGUACACUAUCACGCUCGCCAUUUUGGUAUUGGUGCCAACGUUGUUCACGAUGGUGUACACGUAUUGGUACAUAUUUUUAAUGAUGAGACGAUUAAAACAUGGCGUGCCCAUACACGAUAAAGAAUAUGCAACGGCGCUCGCGGAAAAUCUCGCGAAUCCGAGUCACGUCAUGUCGUUUCUAUUAAUAGCAAUUUUUUGGAUAUCUUGGACGCCGUACGCAGGCGUGAGAUUGUACGAAUACGUAACCGGAAGUAAAUUACAGAUACCGCUUUUACAAUUUGGAAUCGUUUGGAUAGGCGUUGCAAAUUCCGCAUGGAAAUCUUUAAUUCUUCUAACGUUCAGCCCUCAAUUUAGAAUUUUUUUCAGAUUAUUCUGUUUGACAAUGUUCUGUAGAACGAAAAGUCGAUACCAAGGUGAACUUAUUGACAUGGACGAUGAUUAA